Heterobilharzia americana is the source of this 543-nucleotide messenger RNA. The record is from the annotation of a GenBank genome assembly. NCBI's taxonomy places the organism in Eukaryota, Metazoa, Platyhelminthes, Trematoda, Strigeidida, Schistosomatidae.
AUGGAAUCUCAUUACUAUAUUUCAGAUGAUAGAAACAGUAGAAACAACCCAUUUUCUCUCUUAACAAGGAAGAGAUGGAAAUCCAUAAAAAACAAAAUAUUGAAUCUUAAUUUGUCUGGUCCCUAUGAAAAUGUUCCCCGCCCAAUAAGAAGCCGAAUAUUUGGAUAUAAUUUUCACAGACGUUCUUCUUGUUUCCCAGCUGGAAGAGUUGAGCAAAUCGUUUAUUUAUCUGGAGAAAAUGACCGCGUCAUACUCGUAACAAACUCUAUGAUCAAACUGUAUGACUUGACAGAUUUUACUUUAAUCAAUGAAAAAAUGAUACCAGUAGAGAACACAAACGAUCGAAAUGCCAGACCACUUUACAAUCGACUAUCUUAUGCAGCAAAAAUGAAUGUUCUUAUUGGUUGGAAACCAGGUGGAAAUACUUUAUUUCCCCUGUCUUGCGAAAAUUUUCAAAAUAUUGGGUUCCCAUCUGCAACUAGAAAUCCUUUAAUUGGUUAUUCUCUAACCUUGAUUCGGGAAGUGUUGUUUCAUUGGAACUGA